Messenger RNA from Maniola jurtina (meadow brown), 767 nucleotides. Its product is annotated as histone H3.3A. The transcript has a single exon. Gene Ontology annotation, cellular component: nucleosome. Lineage: Eukaryota; Metazoa; Arthropoda; Insecta; Lepidoptera; Nymphalidae. The coding region runs from base 149 to 559 and encodes 136 amino acids. Gene Ontology annotation, molecular function: protein heterodimerization activity; structural constituent of chromatin; DNA binding. The record is from RefSeq and is a predicted model, not a curated record.
UAUCUCUCGGCGCCAUCUUGAAGUAAAGUGAGCUCGAGCAUAUGAUCUUUGUUGUUAGAUCUCUGUUUAAUUUUUGAAUAAAUAACAUUCCCCUCGAACUUCUUACUAAGAACUGUGUAAUUUCGCUAAACCUCUAUCCAAGUAAACAAUGGCACGUACCAAGCAGACCGCGCGUAAAUCCACGGGAGGAAAAGCUCCCCGUAAGCAGUUGGCCACAAAAGCAGCGCGAAAAUCGGCGCCAAGCACUGGUGGCGUAAAGAAGCCCCAUCGUUAUCGUCCUGGUACAGUGGCGCUCAGAGAAAUCCGUCGUUACCAGAAGUCCACCGAGUUGCUCAUCCGUAAGCUGCCAUUCCAGCGCCUGGUGAGAGAAAUUGCUCAAGAUUUCAAGACCGACCUUCGGUUCCAGUCUGCCGCCAUUGGCGCUCUGCAGGAAGCAAGUGAGGCUUACCUCGUGGGCCUGUUUGAAGACACCAACUUGUGUGCCAUCCAUGCCAAGCGUGUAACCAUCAUGCCUAAAGACAUCCAGCUGGCAAGACGAAUCCGUGGAGAACGCGCUUAAAUUAGCUUUAGUUGUAACUUUAAUCAUAAAUUAUUUGUAAUCCGAAUAGACAAAUUCUAUCUCUUCUUUUCGUCUCGCGUUUAAUUCAUUAACGUCUUAUAAUUAAUCAUUAGUGUAAGGUGGUAUCAGAACUGAUUUUUUUUAUAUUUUCUUAUUCUGUAAGUUAUGUGGUUAAACUAUGUUGUGUGUGCAAGAUCUCAAACUUUGA